CCGCCUGGACCGAGCUUGGCACACUGGGCCGCGCUGCCGCGCCGGGAGAGGGCCCUCUCAGUCUCUCAGUGCCGAGUCCCGAGCGCUGGUGUGGAGCGCGGGCUGCUUCGUGUCCUGUGCGAUCCGAGGGCUGCCCCGGCGAGUCCCCAUCCCGGCCGAAAUGCGAUGAAGACGCCAAGUUGUCGCAGCCGAGUCGACUUCUAGCGAGGCUCAGCCUUGGCCGUGUCGACAGCCCUGCGGGAUGUGGUUGCCUGCGAGGUACUUGCUCCUGGCGGCGGCCGCCCUGUGCUGGACCUGCGUGCUCUCCGCGGACAAGAAGGACCUGAGCCAGACGCCGCUGCCGACGCUCGACGUGGUGCCGGGCCUGGGCAGCAUCCAGGGCACCCGCACCCUGUCCUACUGGCGGCGCCGACCCAUCUACCAGUACCAGGGCAUCCCGUACGCCGAGCCCCCCAGCGGCGCCAGGAGGUUCUUGCCCCCUGAGCCCGCCAAGCCAUGGUCCAGCCCACUCAAGGCGACGGCGUUCGGACGGCGGUGCCCCCAGGAGUGGGAGUUCCCCGACAACCAGCCCCCCGUCAGCUACGAGGACCAGUCUGUCGACAUCGAGGACUGCCUCACCCUCAACGUGUACACCCCCGUGAGGCCGUCGACGUGCGGUGGCCGCCUGCUGCCCGUCAUGUUCUACAUCCACGGCGGCUCCUGGCGCGUCGGCACGGCGGAGGACUUCCGGCCGCACUACCUGGUGGACCGGGACGUGGUCCUGGUCGUGAUCCAGUACCGCCUGGGCCCCCUAGGAUUUUUGUCUCUACAGUCGGACUCAGUGCCGGGCAAUGUUGGCCUUCUGGACCAGCUGCUGGCCCUCAAGUGGGUCCACCAGCACAUCCGCCACUUCUGCGGCGACCCGGACAACGUCACCAUCUUCGGCUCCAGCUCCGGCGCGGCCUCCGUCACACUCUUCAUGAUCAGCCCGCUCGUCGGCAACGAGUUGUUCCGGCGCGUCAUCUUCCAGAGCGGGUCGGCGCGCUGCACGUGGCUCAUGGAUGACCGGCCGCUCAACAGCGCGCGCAACAUCGCCUACUACGCCAACUGCACCAACACCUCGGACCUGGACAAGCUGGCGGCCUGCCUGCGCGCCGUGCCGCCGCAGACGCUGCUGGCCGCGCACAACCAGUUCCUGAAACAGGACCUGGCGGACGGCGGCAAGGCCACGGGCGCUGGCGGCAACCACGCCGUGGUGCAGAAGGCCGGCACGCAGCGCUUCCUCGUCGAGAACCCGCGCCUCAGCCUCCGGGAGGGCCGCUUCAAGCGGCUGCCCGUCAUGGGCGGCGUCACCAAGGACGAGGGCUCCGUCUUUCUCGGAAACCUGUACGACUUUUACCUGGAGCCUGACGGCAGGAUGGACGACUACGACUACCUGAAGCACAACUUGACGCAGGUCGCUCUGGAGUUCAGCGGGAUCAACGACGACACGGGGGCGCUCAGCGACGUCUUCAGGAGGAAGUUCUUCUCGGAGAGCGACAUGGGCAACUUCACGCGCAUGACGCCGGGGUUGGUGGACAUGUGUGGCGUGACGCUGCUCAAGGCGUGCACCUUCCGGAUGGUCCAGGAGAACUCGCGGAUCGCGCCCAGCUACCUGUACAGCUUCAACUACAAGGGCCGCCACACCAAGUUCGGCUACGGCUACUCGAUCGAGUACCCCUUCACCGGAGGCGUGGCGCACUCGGACGACCUCAUCUACCUGUUCCCGGACCGCGACCCCAGCGACGACGACGAGAAGACGGCGCGCACCAUGGUGGAGCUGUGGACCAACUUCGCCACCACGGGUGUCCCGGCGCCCGCCUUCCAAGUCCCAAAGUGGCCACCAGUGAGCACCGAGAACGGGCCGUACCUGCGAGUGGACCGCGUGCCGCUGGUACGCGACGACUUCCUGGACGAGUACCAGAUCACCGUCAAGGAAGGCCUGAGCGCGGCGACGACCACCACUGCCCGCCCCGCCGUCGCCUUCGUCGCCGUCGUCCUGGCCGUCUAUUACCACUACACUUAAAAAAAAAGGAAAAGGCUUACAGAUGGGCUUGAGGUGGAAGCGCUGUGUGCUCACGUUAGAACUAAAAAAAAAAUCGGUGGGUGUUUCUGUUACACUUAGACAUCAGUCCUUUCUGCUUAUGAGGCUGGAAAUAUCAGAGGGGAAAAUUAAAGGAGAAAAUAAAAGCAAGUGCAUCCACUGUAAA
Messenger RNA from Thrips palmi, 2228 nucleotides. Its product is annotated as glutactin-like. The coding region runs from base 242 to 2044 and encodes 600 amino acids. The transcript is spliced from 12 exons. The record is from RefSeq and is a predicted model, not a curated record. Lineage: Eukaryota; Metazoa; Arthropoda; Insecta; Thysanoptera; Thripidae.